Messenger RNA from Tachyglossus aculeatus (Australian echidna), 4419 nucleotides. It is a transcript of the gene SALL3, whose product is annotated as spalt like transcription factor 3. Lineage: Eukaryota; Metazoa; Chordata; Mammalia; Monotremata; Tachyglossidae. The transcript has 3 exons. The record is from RefSeq and is a predicted model, not a curated record. Bases 1 to 4059 code for a protein of 1352 amino acids. Gene Ontology annotation, molecular function: RNA polymerase II cis-regulatory region sequence-specific DNA binding; DNA-binding transcription factor activity, RNA polymerase II-specific. Gene Ontology annotation, cellular component: nucleus. Gene Ontology annotation, biological process: regulation of transcription by RNA polymerase II.
AUGUCUCGGAGGAAGCAAGCCAAGCCCCAGCACCUGCGCGCCGACGGCGACCCCCGGCCGCCCGGCGGCCCGGCCGACGAGCGCGCGCCCGGGCAAGGCACCGACGACUGCGACAGCGGGAACGAGAGCCGGAGCGGCAGCGAAGAGACCAGCGUCUGCGGGGAGUGCUGCGCCGAAUUCUUCAAGUGGACCGACUUUCUGGAGCACAAGAAGAGCUGCACCAAGCAGCCCCUGGUCCUGAUCGUCAACGAGGAUGCGGCCACGCCCCCGUCCGACCGCGGCCCCGAGCCCUCCCCGGCCGCGUCGCCCAGCGACCGGGCCGACAGCGAGGCGGCCGAGGACGGCGUCCAGGCCGGCGGUGGCGGCGAGGCCGGAGAGGCCAAGGCGGCCGACAAGGGCGAGGAGGAGGAGGAGGAGGAGCCCAUGGAGGUGGAGGCCUGCGCAGACAGAAGCCGCCCGAGUCCGGGCCCCUCGGCGCCGGCCCCUCCGCUCCCUCCACCCCCCGACCCAUCGCCCGGGCCCGCCUACGGCAUGCCCAGCACCAACGUGACGUUGGAGACCCUGCUGAGCACCAAAGUGGCCGUGGCCCAGUUCUCGCAGGGCGCCCGCUCAUCCGGGGUCCCGGGCGCGGGCAGCGGGGUGGCCGCCGUGGCCAUCCCCAUGAUCCUGGAGCAGCUGGUGGCUCUGCAGCAGCAGCAGGUGCACCAGCUCCAGCUCAUCGAGCAGAUCCGUAGCCAGGUGGCCCUGAUGAGCCGGCAGCCCCUGCGGCCCGCCCCGCACCCGGGGGCCGUCCCCGGAGCCCCCGCCCCGGCCGCCACCCAGCUCCCCGGCUUCGUGGCCCGCGCUGGGCUCCAGCUGGCCACAGUGGUCCCCCUGGCAGGGGCCGCGGGACAGGUGGCAAGCAACCCACCCUCCGCCUUCGACGGCCCCCAGCCCGGGCCGCAGCCCACGUCGGGCCCGGCCACCCCCAACGUCCCCGGCACCGGCCCGUCGGCCCCCGCCGAGCCCGGCCCGGCCACCGCCGCAGCCUCUCAGGCGGUUCCCGGUGCGGGGGCCCCCGCCCCGGCGCCGAACCCCGCCAACGUUUCGACCCGGUCCCCCGGUGCUCCCACCCCACCCACCCUGGGGCCCAGCGGGCUCCUCCCUCCGGCCCCCGGCCUGCCAAACCCUCUUCUACCUCAGACCUCGUCCAGCAGCGUCAUCUUUCCCAACCCGCUGGUCAGCAUCGCGGCCACGGCCAACGCCCUGGACCCCCUGUCCGCCCUGAUGAAGCACCGCAAGGGGAAGCCCCCCAACGUGUCCGUGUUUGAGCCCAAGCCGAGCGCCGAGGACCCCUUCUUCAAGCACAAGUGUCGGUUCUGCGCCAAGGUGUUCGGGAGCGACAGCGCCCUGCAGAUCCACCUGCGCUCCCACACGGGAGAGCGCCCCUUCAAGUGCAACAUCUGCGGGAACCGCUUUUCCACGAAAGGCAACCUGAAGGUGCACUUCCAGCGGCACAAGGAGAAGUACCCCCACAUCCAGAUGAACCCCUACCCGGUCCCGGAGUACUUGGACAAUGUGCCCACCUGCUCGGGCAUCCCGUACGGCAUGUCUCUGCCUCCCGAGAAGCCGGUCGCCACCUGGCUGGACAGCAAGCCGGUGCUGCCCACGGGCCCCGCGGCCUCCGCCGCCGGGCUCCAGCUCCCCGCCACGGUCCCCGGCCCCGCGGCCUACGGCGACUCCCCGAGCAUCACCCCCGGGAGCCGCUCCCCUCAGCGGCCCUCGCCCACCUCCAGCCACUGCGCCUCGCCGUCCCCGGGCCUCAAUGGGUCCGAGCCUGGGGCGGCCCGGGCGGCCGAGUCCCCCCGGCCGGCCCCCAGCGGCCCGGCCCCCAGCGGCCUGGCCCCCGGGCCCGCGCGGGCCGGCGAUCCCCCGGCCCCCGCGGCCCUCGCGGCCCCCGUGGCCUCCGCGGCCUCUGUCUCCCUGGCCCCACCGGCGGGCCCGGACGGCGGGGGUGGCGGGGCACCUGCCAUCCCGGCCCUCAGCGACCAGUUUAAAGCCAAGUUUCCCUUUGGGGGUCUGCUCGAUUCUAUGCAAACAUCAGAAACCUCCAAGCUGCAACAGUUAGUCGAGAACAUUGACAAGAAGAUGACGGAUCCGAAUCAAUGUGUCAUUUGUCACCGGGUGCUUAGUUGUCAGAGUGCUCUCAAGAUGCAUUACCGAACACAUACAGGAGAAAGACCAUUUAAAUGCAAAAUUUGCGGACGUGCCUUCACUACAAAAGGCAAUCUGAAAACACACUUUGGAGUUCAUCGAGCCAAGCCGCCGCUCAGAGUACAGCAUUCGUGUCCCAUUUGUCAAAAGAAAUUUACCAACGCCGUGGUGCUCCAGCAGCACAUUCGCAUGCACAUGGGCGGCCAGAUCCCCAACACGCCUCUGCCCGAGGGCUUCCGGGACGCCAUGGACGCCGAGCUGCCCUACGACGACAAGAGCGCCGAGACCCUGAGCAGCUACGACGAGGACGCCAACGACAACUCCAUGGAGGAGGACGCCGAGUUCAAGGACCCGGCCGGCGACCCGGCCAAGCCGCUGCUGUCCUUCGCGGGGUCCUGCCCGCCCUCGCCGCCCUCGGUCAUCUCCAGCAUCGCCGCCCUGGAGCACCAGAUGAAGAUGAUGGACUCGGUGAUGAGCUGCCCGCAGCUGGCCGGCCCCAAGUCGGCGGAGAACGGGUCGGGGGAGAGCGACCGCUUGAGCAACGACUCCUCGUCGGCCGUCGGGGACCUGGAGAGCCGGAGCCCGGGCAGCCCCGCCACGUCCUCCUCCUCCUCCUCCUCCUCCUCCUCCUCCACCCGGGCCCCGUCGCCGGCUCACAGCCACGGGGAUAGCUUCCGGUCCAAGUCCCCGGGGCCUAGCCACCAGGACGAGCCGCGGGCGGUCUCCCUGAAGACCGAGAGGCCCGACAGCCCCACCCCAGCCCCAGAAAACGGGGGGGCCCUGGACCUCACCGCCGCCGCCGUCGCCGUGCCCCUCGGUAGGGCGGUCAUCAAGGAGGAGGACCCCUUUAGCCUGCUGUUCCUGAGCAGAGAUCGGGGUAAGUGUCAAAGCACGGUGUGUGGUGUCUGUGGCAAGCCAUUUGCUUGUAAAAGCGCUCUGGACAUCCACUAUCGCAGCCAUACCAAAGAGCGUCCCUUUGUCUGUACAGUCUGCAGGCGGGGGUGUUCCACUAUGGGUAAUUUAAAGCAGCACGUGCUAACGCACAGGUUGAGAGAGCUGCCUUCUCAGUUGUUUGAACCCAACUUUGCUCUAGGUCCCGGCCAGGGCACUCCUAGCCUGACCGCCAGCGGCGCGCCUCCCUUGAUCAAAAAGGAAGUGAACGGCCACAGCAAGCCGGCCUCGCUGGGGGACGGCUCCCUGCUGCCCGCCGGGAUCCAGGGUCCCGCCGGGCCCCAGACGGUGAUGAGCCCAGGCAUCUCGCCCAUGCUGGCGCCCCCGCCCCGCCGGACGCCUAAGCAGCACAACUGCCAGUCCUGCGGCAAGACCUUCUCCUCCGCCAGUGCCCUCCAGAUCCACGAGCGCACCCACACCGGCGAAAAGCCAUUCGGUUGCACCAUCUGUGGUAGAGCUUUCACCACAAAGGGGAACCUCAAGGUUCACAUGGGCACGCACAUGUGGAAUAACGCCCCUGCCCGGCGAGGCCGCCGGCUGUCGGUGGAAAACCCCAUGGCACUCUUAGGCGGGGACGCGCUCAAGUUUUCUGAAAUGUUCCAGAAGGAUCUGGCGGCCCGGGCGAUGAACGUGGACCCGAACUUUUGGAACCAGUAUGCGGCCGCCAUCACCAACGGGCUGGCCAUGAAGAACAACGAGAUCUCCGUCAUCCAGAAUGGGGGCAUCCCCCAGCUCCCGGUGAGCCUGGGCGGAAGCGCCAUCCCCCCGCUGGGCAACAUCUCCAGUGGCAUGGGCAAGGCCCGCACCAGCAGCAGCCCCCCGGCGAUCGGCCCGGACAAGGCCGGCCCCGAGGCGGGGGCCGGGCGGCCGUUCACCAGGUUCCUAGAGGACAAUAAAGAGAUCGGGAUAAACUGACGGCGAUGGAUGGCGCGGGCGGGAGGUCAGCGUGGGCGAUGGUCGGCCACUCCUCACCCGGGGCGGGGGAGCUCCGGCUCCCGUCCAGAUUCCGAAGAUUGACCGCUAGCCUUCCCAUCUUGGGACCCAGGCUGCCGGGCCACCCGGCCCCCGGAGCAGAAAUGCCCUGACGGCGAUGCUGCUGAAAAUUUGUCUUGCAAGAGGUGCAUGGAACUCCUUUCAACAGUGAGUCUGACUGUUCUCGCGAACUCCGAAACCUUUUCCGCUUGCGUUCCCAGAGAGAGCGUUGGAAAAUCGCGCUCGGAAUUGGAAGGGGGCUGAGGCACAUCCACUUUGAUUUUUACAAAACUUGACGAUCGA